Messenger RNA from Nomia melanderi (Alkali bee), 4925 nucleotides. RefSeq names its product sodium potassium chloride cotransporter (gene NKCC). Gene Ontology annotation, molecular function: sodium:potassium:chloride symporter activity. Gene Ontology annotation, cellular component: membrane. The record is from RefSeq and is a predicted model, not a curated record. Gene Ontology annotation, biological process: sodium ion homeostasis; chloride transmembrane transport; chloride ion homeostasis. Lineage: Eukaryota; Metazoa; Arthropoda; Insecta; Hymenoptera; Halictidae.
ACGGCCAAUGAAACAAGCAAUUGCUUUUUAAUUGGUGACGUACGUCCCUACAAUUGAACUCCUGAAGUUUGAAGCCCGUUCCAUCACACUUAACAAGUGCAAGAAUUUGUGAUUCACAAUUUAGCCCUAUGCACAAGCUGGUGCAUUUUCUUAUUACAUUACAAAUGAUUUUUCAACGUUACAUAGCAUUUUUUAUUUUACUAAGUUUGUGAUCAAUAUACUGCAGACUUUUCGUAAUUUUAACGUAUAAAGUGUUUCACAUGUAAUGGACCCCUAAAUUAGUUUCGUUACUAUUGAAGUUUCAGGAUCUUCGACACGCGUUAAAAGACGCGGCGGCCUUUCUCCCAAAGCAGCGCGUACAAUAACUCUUUCGUGGGUCGCGCAGUGGGCUGGAUCGGCAAAAUUCAAUAAGACGCUGGUGAACAGCAUUUAAAGCUAUGGACGAUGAGGUAAUUGGUAACAAUCAGAAUAAUAAAAGGUCACCGAUGACUUUAAACGUCACUGGACUAUGGGACGUUGUCCCGCGUUUAGACCAUUACAGAUUGAGUCGGCGCGCUAAAAGACCAUCUCUGAGCACCCUGCACGAAGGAAAUCUUAUAAAGGACGCUAAUAUAGAAGCUGGCCAAGUUGGAUCGUCGCAACAAGGACACACGGGCAUAAAGCUAGGAUGGAUCCAGGGUGUCCUAAUACCAUGCCUCUUGAACAUAUGGGGUGUAAUGCUUUUCCUGCGGCUGUCCUGGGUAGUGGCGCAGGCCGGCAUAUUGCAAAGUGUCAUUAUUAUCGGCAUAUCGGCGGCAGUUUGCGUCAUCACAACGCUCAGCCUUAGCGCAAUUAGUACUAAUGGGGAAGUAAAGGGAGGUGGUAUAUACUUCAUCAUAUCACGCACGUUGGGAGCAGAAUUUGGAGCUUCCGUUGGAAUUGUUUUUGCAUUUGCCAAUGCGGUUUCGGCAUCAAUGAACACCAUUGGCUUUUGCGACUCCCUAAACGACUUGCUAAGGGAAAAUAAGUUGAAAAUCAUAGACAAUGGGGUAAAUGACGUCCGAAUAGUGGGAACAGUCGCACUCAUUGUUAUGAUUUUGAUUUGCGCCAUCGGAAUGGAAUGGGAAUCAAAGGCACAAAAUUUCCUCAUAGCCAUCAUUGUUGCAGCGAUUUUUGAUUUUCUGAUUGGUACAAUUAUGGGACCAUCAAGUAUCGAUCAAAAAGCACAAGGAUUCCUUGGAUUCUCUAGCGAAGUGUUCAUGAACAAUAUGGGACCAGAUUAUCGGUUUUCCGAGAACAACAAUCAGACGUUCUUCUCCGUGUUCGCCAUUUUCUUUCCAUCGGUGACCGGAAUUCAGGCAGGAGCUAAUAUUUCUGGCGACUUGAAGGAUCCAGCCAGUAGCAUACCGAUAGGGACCCUUCUCGCGCUGCUAAUUUCGAUGCUGAGUUACCUCACAUUCGUUUUGUUCGCUGGUGGCGCGGCUUUAAGAGAUGCCGGUGGUCUCAUCGCAAAUAACACCAUUAUAGAUUGCAUUCCACAAGUGAAUUGCACUUAUGGAUUACAUAACAGCUAUUCAGUAAUGCAACUUAUGUCCGUUUGGGGCCCAUUCAUAUACGCCGGAUGUUUUGCUGCAACUCUCUCGACAGCUUUAACAAACUUGUUGUCAGUGCCACGAUUAAUACAGGCGUUAGGACAAGACCGUAUUUACCCUGGUCUGAUAUACUUCAGCAAAGGCUAUGGAAAACAUGGUGAACCUUACCGUGGAUAUGUUCUAACGUUUUUCGUCGCAGCAUUAUUCCUUUUGAUAGCUAACUUGAAUGCAGUAGCGCCUUUGAUCUCAAACUUCUACUUGGCUUCGUAUGCCUUAAUAAAUUUCUGCACUUUUCAUGCAGCAUUCAUUCGACCUCUUGGAUGGCGUCCUACCUUCAGAUAUUACAACACCUGGUUGUCCUUGUUCGGUUUUAUCACAUGUGUUUCCAUAAUGUUUUUAAUUGACUGGGUGACAUCACUUGUUACCUUCGUCAUUAUCUUCGCGCUAUAUUUGAUUGUCGUUUAUCGGAAACCAGACGUAAAUUGGGGCAGCAGCACGCAAGCACAAACUUACAAGACUGCGCUUUCUAUCGUAUACAGGCUGAAUUCGAUUGACGAGCACGUGAAAAAUUACGCUCCUCAAAUUUUGGCACUAGCUGGACCCCCUGGCGCCAGGCCAGCAUUACUGCAUCUGGCUAAUCUCAUUACAAAAAACCAUUCCCUGUUGAUUUGCGGUGAAGUAUAUCCGACGAAUUUAUCGUACCGACUCCGUUCAGUUCGAUUGAGAAAUGGUUACGCGUGGUUACAUCAACAACGCAUAAAAUCUUUUUAUCACAUGGUGGAGGAUCUGUGCUUCGAACGAGGUGCUUCAGCAUUGAUGCAAGUAGCAGGCGUUGGAAAAUUAGCACCGAACGUUGUUCUAAUGGGUUACAAAACACAUUGGUCAACUUGUAACCAUAAAGAUCUUCAAGAAUACUUCAACGUCCUCCACAACGCAUUCGAUCAAAAAUUAGCUGUGGCUAUGCUUCGAAUAGCUGAAGGUUUGGAUUGUUCGGAAGUAGUAACUGCAAAUGGUGAUGAAGAUCAUGGUACCCUAGCACAAAGUAGCUACGACUUGACUGGGAGCACUUUAAUGCAUGUAGACAGUAAUUUAUCAAUGUCCAGUGAAAUUCCAAGGGUUCAAAGUGUGCCAACAAUGGGAACUCAAUUUGUGCCAGUCGAUGGACCACAUAUAAUUAGAGAUUCACCGACUCACGGAAGUGCUCGGGAGCAUCUUAAACAUAAGAGAAAACAUGCAAUCGAAAAAUUAAUGGAAAAACGGCACGCAAUGACAGCUGUACCUGAACACUUGGCAAUAUUCCAGAAAAAACAUAAAAAAGGAAUAAUUGAUGUGUGGUGGUUAUACGACGAUGGAGGGCUGACGAUUCUGUUGCCGUAUAUCAUCAGCACACGCUCGAAUUGGGAACACUGUAAGAUGAGAAUUUUCGCACUGGCGAACCACAAACAAGAUAUUGUCGCGCAAGAGAAAGAAAUGGCAGAGAUUAUGGCAAAGUUCAGGAUAAGAUAUACUAGUCUCAAAAUGGUGGAUGAUAUAAGUGUACAACCAAAGCAAGAAACACAAGACUUCUUUGACAAACUUAUAUCCGAUUUUCGAAAGAAUGACACUGUUGAUACAGAAUGUUGUGUGACAGAACUUGAACUCCAAUCUUUGAAGGACAAGACGCAUAGGCAAUUAAGACUUCGGGAGUUAUUACUAGAGAAUUCCAGUCAGUCCACGUUGGUUGUAAUGUCAUUACCAAUGCCACGAAAAGGUGCAGUCUCCGCUCCGCUGUAUAUGGCAUGGUUGGAAGCUUUAACCAAAGAUAUGCCGCCAACAAUAUUAAUACGUGGGAAUCAAACGUCAGUACUGACGUUUUACUCGUAGUUCAUCAACGUAAUUCAAAAAGAGAAUUAUAAUUUAAAUCUCUAGAAUGAAAUUUACGUUAAAUAACAACGCGACAACUGAGCGAAUGCGAAGACAUUUUCUGAUGCGUACAGACAGUAUUCGGUAUAUUCAUGCCAAAAGUUAUAUAGGUGCUAUAAUCUGUUUUCGUUUUUAUACAGUAUUUUCCUCAAUGUUGAACCCCGGGGUACUUAAUAACGAGAUUAUUUUAGCAUAGAAACGAAAGACAACAAUAUAGGGACACUUAUAAAUUAUAAUAUCAUAAUUUUACUAUUUGUAAGAUUUUAGGGCACACAAAUAAAGAAGUGCAUAUACAAAUCAAACUUCUUGAGAAAUGUCACGUACUUUUGAGUGAAAAAUGAUUUUCUAUUAGUUACAUUAUUAAUAAACGACUUUUAUAUUAUGCGUGAAUAUUAGAAAUAGUAUAGAAACAUCGUAAACUUCUUAGGAAUAUAUUAAGAUUAAUUUGUAAUCUGUUAACUUCGUUAGUCACGUGGUAUACGUGAUAUUACAAAUCUUGUAACUGAAUUAAGUGUAUAAUGCAGAAUUGAUACGAGAAACAAAACGGAAUCAUUGUACUUAGAAUUAUUUGUACUUUUAAUGACUUUUAUUGAUCUACUUCUAUUUGUUAAUUAAGGCAAUAAAUGUUUCUGUGCCAUUUUAGAAAACCAGUAACAUUUAGAAGUCAACAUUUUUUAAUUUAAAUGAUAUUGUACUUGAAAAGUUCUUGUACUAGAAAAAUACAGUAUUGAUGCUUGGAUACAAUAUAUUUUAUACGCAAACGUGUUAUUUGUGAUUUUAAUACGAAGUUAAAAAAUGUGGGCUCAUAUUUUAAAAUAUUCCUCAUUUGUAGAAUCAAUAUUCAUUUUCGAAGGAUAACGUUUUUAUACAAAAUGAAAUAAAAACUGAACUUUUGAAAGUGAUCUAUUAUAAAUUAUUUGAAAACGUUUUGAGUCGAAGGCAGAAUAUAUUAUUUAGAUAUGAAUAAUUUAUAUUAUUAAAAUAUUGUAGAAAUUUCUCAUCAUGCGCAGAACACGAUUUUUAUAUUUAAAAUGGAAAUUUAUUUUAUGAUAAAAAAAAUUGUAAUUCAUGAAUGUGUAAAAAAUAGUAUUUUUCACUUGAAACAUUACUUCAAAUUCAUCAUUUGUAAAUAUAAGAUAAAACAAUAAGUAUAAUUGAAUCUACACACAACUGUUAAAUGUAUUAUUUAUUUUGUAAUGCAUUUAAUGAUAUACAAAUUUUGUAUUAAUUAUAAUGAAUUUAUUGUAAUUAAUCAUAUUGUUAAAUUCCUGAAUUUAUGAUUUCUGUUCCUAAUAUAAAAAUUUUGUUGUAAUUAAAAGGUGUUCUAAUUUAAUUCUAUGCAAUGUAAUUAUCAUAAAAUUAUAUGCUUCUUGAAAACAUUGAAAUAUGCGACUGAGCACAAUUCAGGAAUCAGUGCUCCGUGUUCGAUUUCUCCCAUUGAAUGAAGAUGUU